Molecule: messenger RNA, 1358 nt
Organism: Salvia splendens (bonfire salvia)
Lineage: Eukaryota; Viridiplantae; Streptophyta; Magnoliopsida; Lamiales; Lamiaceae
Product: 1-aminocyclopropane-1-carboxylate synthase 7
Exons: 4
Coding region: 1-1341 (446 amino acids)
Biological process (GO): amino acid metabolic process; biosynthetic process
Molecular function (GO): transaminase activity; pyridoxal phosphate binding
Source: RefSeq, a predicted model, not a curated record
AUGGCCAUCAAACCAUUAACGCAGCCUUCUUCCGCCUCCUCCGCCGCCAUUAGUCUAUCGAAAAUCGCGGUUUCCAACACGCACGGCGAGGACUCUCCGUACUUCGCCGGGUGGAAAGCCUACGAUGAGAAUCCGUACGACGAAUCUUCCAACCCUUCCGGCGUUAUACAGAUGGGGCUCGCGGAAAAUCAGGUUUCAUUUGAUCUUCUUGAGAAAUACCUUGAGAAGAAUUCCUCUGACCCCACCAGCAGCGGGAGAGUUUCUAGUUUUAGAGAGAAUGCUUUGUUUCAAGAUUAUCAUGGUCUACUAUCUUUUAGAAAGGCAAUGGCGAGCUUCAUGGAGCAAAUAAGAGGCGGGCGGGCAAAAUUCGACCCGGAAAGAAUCGUGAUCACGGCAGGAGCAACCGCCGCUAACGAACUUCUCACCUUCAUUUUGGCUGAUCCAGGCGACGCCUUGCUCGUCCCAACUCCAUACUAUCCAGGCUUCGAUAGAGACUUACGAUGGAGAACCGGCGUCCACAUCGUCCCCAUCCACUGCGACAGCUCCAACGCCUUCGAGAUCACCCCGUCCGCCCUCGACUCCGCCUACUCCGACGCGGAGUCGAGGGGCCUCCGCGUGAGGGGCGUCCUCAUCACCAACCCCUCGAACCCGCUGGGAGCCACCGUGAAGCGCGCCGUGCUCGAGCACGUGCUCGACUUCGGGGCGCUCAAAAACAUCCACCUCGUCUCCGACGAGAUCUACUCGGGCUCCGCCUUCUCCGACCGCGAGUUCGUCAGCAUCGCGGAGGUCCUCGAGGCCCGGGGCGGCCGCGGCUCCGAGAGGUGCCACAUCGUGUACAGCCUCUCGAAGGACCUCGGCCUCCCCGGGUUCCGGGUCGGGACGAUCUACUCGUACAACGACGCCGUUGUGACGACGGCGAGGCGGAUGUCGAGCUUCACGCUGAUCUCGUCGCAGACGCAGCAGCUUCUGGCGACGAUGCUCUCCGACGAGGAGUUCACGGCGGGGUAUAUUGAGACGAACCGGGAGAGGCUGCGGAGGCGGUACCGGAUGAUCGUGGAUGAGCUGGGCCGGGCCGGGAUCGAGUGCUUGAAGGGGAAUGCGGGCUUGUUUUGUUGGAUGAAUUUGAGCCCGUUUUUGAAGGAUGAGACCGUUGAGGAGGAGUUGGCUUUGUGGGAGUGUAUUUUGAGGGAAGUCAAACUUAAUAUUUCUCCCGGGGUGUCGUGUCAUUGCGCGGAGCCCGGGUGGUUUAGAGUAUGCUUCGCGAAUAUGAGCGAGCAGACGCUGCAAGUCGCGCUUGCCAGAAUACAUGAUUUUGUCGAGAGAAGAAGAGGGAAUCAGUAAACGGGAACCAUUAUUGA